AUCCGUCACUAAUCCCCGGGUCUAAUCUGGUCACUGGGUCAGUAACAGUGUUCUGCCUAAUAGCCAUUGCCACAUCUCCGUCCUUCUCCAACACACUCUGUUUCAUCAUCAGACGCCAUGACAACCGCCAGACACUUCAUCUUUUCAGGGCUUGUAGUGAGCAUAACUCUUGCAGCUGCAUAUGUCGAAGAACUCGAUGAAAGAUUUAAUGAGAUGCGUAAGAGUGAACCCUGGCUGGUCGAAUUUUACGCUCCAUGGUGUGAAUACUGUAAAACCUUCGAGCUGAUCUGGUACGACGUUGCUGCUGAGCUGAAGAGUCAAGGCUCUCACAUCAACGUGGGCAAAAUGGACACCACUGUUUACGCCGAUGCUGUGACAGACUUUAAAAUUCAUGGAUAUCCUUCUAUAAUCUUUAUAAAAGGAGAGAAGUAUUUUCACUUCAAUGGCCCGAGGACUAAAGAUGCCAUCGUCGAGUUCGCCAGCAGGGUAUCUGGUCCCUUCGUGAGGGUUCUGAGCAGCGUCCGGCUCUUCCAGCACGCCCUGAGCCACCAUCAGCUGUUCUUCCUCUACGUCGGAGGGAGGUCACCACUUAAGGGUCAGUUUUAUAAAGUGGCGUCUGAAUUUGUCAUCCACAACUAUUUUUUCGCGGCCCCCCCGGACGUCCUCCCAAAGGCAGUUGCGUUGCAGGACGUCCCCUCCGUCGCAGUGUUCAAAGACGGAUCGUACGUCGUCUAUGACGAGGUACGUGAAGGCAAUCUAUCCUCCUGGGUGGAGCGAGAACGUUUCCCUCGUUAUUUCCUGAUGGACAGCUUCUCGUUGUAUCAGAUGGGAGAACGAACGAAACUUGUAGCCGUAGCCGUGGUGGAUGAAAAAAACCCAUCUGCAGAAAGUAUUCGUUAUAAGAGCCUGGUGGAGAAGGUGGCCACCGAGCACGGCGAGCAGUACAGCACGAAGUUUCAGUUUGGCUACGUGGAUGGAAACGACUACAUCAAUGGUGUCAUAAUGGGCGACUUGCCAGUGCCUUCAAUCAUUGUAUUGAACAUGUCCAUUGAUGGAUAUUAUCUUCCUGGAUCCACAGUUAAGACCAUUGAAGAGCUUCUCGAGUUCCUCAAUAGCAUCCUGACUGGAAGAUCUGAGUUGUUCGGAGGAAACGGAUUCCUGCAGCGGAUAAAGAGACUUUAUUAUCGUGCGACAUCCGCAUUGAAGACGAGCUUCGCAUCAUCUCCCUUUGGUACGUGUUUUCUUAUUUCCUUGCCGUUAGUCGUGAUCGGAUUCGUCGCCACGGGAAUCUGCACGGCCGAGCGAGUAGAUGAUGAAAAAGCAGAUGAUGGCCCUCAUCCUGUGGUCACUCGCAGAAAGAGAGCAGCUGUGAAACACUCGGAAGCCAAGAAAAAAGAUUAAACGGACCACAAACACUGCAGUGGAUCCCAGCUCUGGUUCUUCACAGCCAUUACCUUGAACAUUUUCCUGUUUUCUCUGGUCUAACACACACUCAUCGACUCAGCAAAGGGCUGUUAGUUGACAAAUUAGUUUAAUUAACUGUGUAACAGCGGAUAACUCAAUGAAACAGGCACCAUUGCAGGAGACCAGUGUUUACCGAAUUACAAUUCAUCCCUCGUUUAUGGAAUCUCAUAUGUUCAAAGUCUGAUAAUAAAAACCCACUCGUAAUGUA
This is a messenger RNA of Silurus meridionalis, 1672 nucleotides long. RefSeq names its product thioredoxin related transmembrane protein 3a (gene tmx3a). The coding region runs from base 118 to 1401 and encodes 427 amino acids. Gene Ontology annotation, biological process: peptidyl-cysteine oxidation. The transcript has 16 exons. Gene Ontology annotation, molecular function: protein disulfide isomerase activity. NCBI's taxonomy places the organism in Eukaryota, Metazoa, Chordata, Actinopteri, Siluriformes, Siluridae. Gene Ontology annotation, cellular component: endoplasmic reticulum. The record is from RefSeq and is a predicted model, not a curated record.